This is a messenger RNA of Erpetoichthys calabaricus (reedfish), 2192 nucleotides long. It is a transcript of the gene pdzd11, whose product is annotated as PDZ domain containing 11. The transcript has 6 exons. Bases 111 to 542 code for a protein of 143 amino acids. NCBI's taxonomy places the organism in Eukaryota, Metazoa, Chordata, Cladistia, Polypteriformes, Polypteridae. Gene Ontology annotation, biological process: neurotransmitter secretion; protein localization to basolateral plasma membrane; maintenance of epithelial cell apical/basal polarity. The record is from RefSeq and is a predicted model, not a curated record. Gene Ontology annotation, molecular function: protein binding. Gene Ontology annotation, cellular component: synapse; cell-cell junction; basolateral plasma membrane.
CGUCUUAGUGACAGGUUCAGCCGCUUCGUCAUGUGACAAAGAAAAAAGGUCAGCGGAGGAAGUAGGCGAGGUCAACCCGGAAGCAGGGUUACUUCUGCAGUGGAGCGCUUAUGAUGGACCCAAAAAUUCCUUACGAUGACUACCCACUUCCUGUGGUAUUUCUUCCCAAUUAUGAAAAUCCUCCUCCAUGGAUCCCACCACAAGAGCGCAUUCACCAUCCAGACUACAAUAAUGAGUUGACACAAUUCUUGCCCCGCAACGUCUUGCUUAAAAAACCACCUGGUGCUCAGCUGGGUUUUAACAUCCGUGGUGGCAAGGCAUCCCAGCUUGGAAUCUUUAUUUCUAAGGUAGUUCCAGACUCUGAUGCACACAGAGCAGGGCUACAGGAAGGUGACCAGGUUCUCUCUGUGAACGAUGUGGACUUUCAGGAUAUUGAACAUUCUCGGGCUGUGGAGAUCUUAAAGACAGCUAGGGAGAUAGUGAUGAAAGUGCGAUUCUUUCCAUACAACUACCAGCGUCAGAAGGAGAGGACUGUACACUAGAUGGCAGCAGAGAAUCUUUAUUUGAACAUCCUGAGAAGGUUGAAGAUUUCAAAAGAUGGGGAUUUAACACUUGAGUAACUUGGUGUAACUGUGAUCAUUACUACUGGAAUGAGUCAUGUCACUGAUUGUGGCUACGAGCAUACUUAUGAUAGCUGUAUGUCUAAAACACAAAACACAUUGCAUAAAUUAUAAUAUCUUAAAAACAGGAUUUAUGGGUAAUCUGAAAAAUGAAUCCACACUGUCCUGUGCAGGCCUUUCUGGUAUAAUGUAUACAACAAGGAUUUGAGUGGUGAGUUUUAAAAUGAUAUUUUAGUAUAGUUCAGAUUUAAUGCUGAACAUUUUAGAUUAUUUUAUUUAUUUAUUAUAAAGAGUAUUUUUCAGCAGGAAAUAUUUGGAGGGUUGAGAGGGGUUAAUUGGGGAGGUAAUAAUAUUUCAGGUACUUUUGAUGACGUUUCUGUGCACAAUUGUCUUUUAGGUACCAUUGCUAUAUAUUCCUGUAGUUACGUGUGGCAGCUAAUCCCAUACAUAUCAGCUAAGGGAUAUUAACACUGAAUUAAUUUACUUUUAUAAACCCGUGGCUACUGCAUACUUUGUUUUCAUUUUUUCUGUUAUCAAGCUUGUUAAAGCUUCGGAGUUAACAUUCAGGUCUUUCUUUGUUGCUGCAAGCGAUUUGGUUAGCAAAAGAUGAUGUGGAAUAUCUCUGGUGAUUAACUAAAGUGGAAUGUGCCCUCCACUUUAUAGAUUAAUAGCCCUGAAGAACAUGAAAAAACAUUUCACAAUUUGGACUCUCACAGCCACAAUUCUGUAAUGCUGCAGCUAUGCUUUUAUUUAGUUGUGCUCGGUAACAGUGAUGGACAGACUGUCCAAUUUAUUUCCUCAUGGAAAUGGUAGAUUUCUUGAGGAAAUGUGAGGAAAAUCUCACGCCUAAAUACUGUAUGUAAAAGGUGCAGACUACUGAAAUACCGACUGAACAUUGGGCAUUGCAACACAAGUAUUUCCACAGCAGUAACUUUUAAGCUUUGGAGCAGUUUCAUUGAUAGAUAGAUAGAUAGAUAGAUAGAUAGAUAGAUAGAUAGAUAGAUACUUUAUUAAUCCCAAUGGGAAAUUCACAUUCUUCAGCAGCAGCAUACUGAUACAAUAAAUAAUAUUAAAUUAAAGAAUGAUAACAAUGUAAUCAUGUUUUAACCUUGAAUUGUUUUUAUUAUUAGUAUUAAUAAGACUUUGAAGUGGCUUUGAGCUCACUUUGUAUUUUAUUUAAAAAGAAACCAGGGCUGCUUAGAUUAGUCAUCCUUCCCAGAAAUACACUUGCUGAAGGCUAUAUUUGUUGUUGGAAUUCUGUAUGUUAAUAUUUUUUAAAUAAUUAAAUGCAGUCUGGGAUAGGUAAUAUUUCAAAACUACUGUAUCAACAUUGUUACAAGUGAAGGGGAACAUUUCCGUUGAAUAACAAAGGUUCUUCUUGAUGGUGCCUGAUAAGUCCCGGUUUUGGGUUAGAGAUAGAGACUAGAUGUGGAAGUAUAUGUGGUUGUAGCAUACCACAAUUUAAUCAUUGUAAAAUACAGAAUGAUGCACUUUGUUAAACUGUAUUGGAUCAUGAGUGAUUGUGUUUUUCACUGCAGAAUAAUAAACAACUAAAUGAUUUAUUAACUAUAA